AUGACCAAGCUCUACCCCAAGCCCAAGGAGAUGGCAGAGCUCGUGAGCAGCCAAGCCUGGAUGGAUGAACCCUUGGGCUCCAAGGAGGAGCUGAAGGAGGAGGACACCAGGGCAGGUCCCUUCGGGCUGAUGUCAGGCCUGACCGAGGAGCACGACAGCAUCGAGGAGGAGGAGGAGGAGGAGGAGGAGGAGGAUGGGGAGAAGCCCAAGAGGAGAGGCCCAAAGAAGAAGAAGAUGACCAAGGCAAGGUUGGAAAGGUUCAGGGCUCGGAGGGUGAAGGCCAACGCUCGGGAGCGAACGCGCAUGCACGGCCUCAACGACGCCCUGGACAACCUGAGGAGGGUCAUGCCAUGUUAUUCCAAGACUCAGAAGCUCUCCAAGAUUGAGACCUUGAGGUUGGCCAGGAAUUACAUCUGGGCCCUGUCCGAGGUGCUGGAGACAGGACAGACCCCUGAAGGGAAGAGCUUCGUGGAGAUGCUCUGCAAAGGUUUGUCCCAACCCACCAGUAACUUGGUGGCUGGUUGUCUGCAGCUUGGACCACAGACCUUGUUCCUGGAGAAACAUGAGGAGAAAUCUCCAGUGUGUGAAUCAACCAUCAGCACUCACUCCUUCAGCUAUCAGUCCCCAGGGUUGCCCAGCCCACCCUACGGGACCAUGGAGUCCCAUCUGCUGCACCUAAAGCCUCCAACCUUCAAGAGUUUGGUGGAUGCUUCUUUUGGCAACCAUCCCUCUGACUGCUCCACCCCUCCCUACGAGGGGCCCCUGACACCACCCCUGAGCAUCAGUGGCAACUUCUCCCUGAAGCAAGAUGGGUCUCCAGACCUGGAGAAGUCCUACACCUUCAUGGCUCACUACCCCUCGGUGGGUUUGGCUGGAGCUCGUGGUCACACCUCCCACUUCCAGACCACGGUGCAACGUUACGAGAUCCCCCUGGACAUGAGCUAUGAGUCCUACCAACACCACGUGGCUGGGCCCCAGCUCAAUGUCAUCUUCAAUGAGUAG
Molecule: messenger RNA, 1002 nt
Organism: Acanthisitta chloris (rifleman)
Lineage: Eukaryota; Metazoa; Chordata; Aves; Passeriformes; Acanthisittidae
Gene: NEUROD4
Product: neuronal differentiation 4
Exons: 1
Coding region: 1-1002 (333 amino acids)
Biological process (GO): regulation of DNA-templated transcription; nervous system development
Molecular function (GO): protein dimerization activity
Source: RefSeq, a predicted model, not a curated record